AUGUUUUUCUCUGGCAGGCAGUGUGGCCAUGUUGGCAGACCUGAAGAACUUUUACUGAUGUUCAAGAUAUUUCUUAUCAUCAUUUGUCUUCAUGUUGUUCUGGUUACAUCCUUGGAAGAGAAUGCUGAUAAUUCCAGCUUGUUAUCACCAUCUGUUGAAUCAGCUUUUGUUGGUUUUGUCCCCUACACCAAUGGUACUCCAGAGGUUGAAACUACAAGCCUAAAUGAUGCUACUUCGAGCGUAUUAUCCACUUUAAACAAAACAGAAAAAACUAAAAUCACUAUAGUAAAAACCUUCAAUGCAUCAGGAGUCAAACCCCAGAGAAAUAUCUGCAAUUUGUCAUCUAUUUGCAAUGACUCAGCAUUUUUUAGAGGUGAGAUAAUGUUUCCAUAUGAAGAAAGCAAUGUUACCCAGCAGAAUCAAAAUACGGCUAAUGACACCUUAUCUGGAGUCCUGUCUCUAAGGGAAUCAAAACGAUCAGAGCUAAACAAAGCCCUGCAAACCUUAAGUGAGACUUAUUUUACCGUGUGUGCUACAGCAGAGGCCCAAAGCACAUUAAAUUGUACAUUCACAAUAAAAAUGAAUAAAACAAUGAACAUAUGUGCUGCAAUGGUUGCUUUGAGAAGAGUAAAGAUUCAACCGAUGGAACGGUGCUGCUGUUCUGGCAGGAUACCAUGCCCUUCCUCCCCGGAAGAGUUAGGAAAACUGCAGUGUGACCUGCAGGAUCCUGUUGUAUGUCUUGCUGGUCAUCCAGAUGGCUCACCAUUUUCUUCUAGCAAUUCCAUCCCAGUUGUUCCUCGGGCCACCAUUCUGUCCCAGGUCUCCAGUGCCUUCUCUUUUGCUGAACCUCUAAAUCAUCCACCUGUAACCCAGAGCCCUGCCUCUCCAACACGAGGGAUUUACCUUCCUUCUCCCCAGCCUUCAGCUCCCCUAGCUUCCAGCUCUGCCAUUGAUAUGCCCCCCAGUUCUGGAACUAUCUUUUCCCCUAUGCCCCAAACUGAUCUUUCCCACACACUGCCAACUGUGAAAUCCUCACUUUCCUCUCCCACCGCGUCUGCCCCUGUGAAUGUCAUCACGACCAGCACACCUCCUGACAAGACAGAAGUUGUUUAUACCAGCAGCAUCAGUGAUUCUGAUCUUGAGAACCAAGUGUCCCAGAUGGAAAAGACUCUGUCCUUGGGCAGUUUGGAGCCUAACCUCGCGGGAGAAAUGAUAAACCAUGUCAGCAAACUCCUUCAUUCCCCACCUGCCUUGCUGGCUCCUCUGGCCCAAAGAUUGCUAAAAAUAGUGGAUGACAUUGGCUUACAGCUGAAUUUUUCAACUAAGACCAUAACUCUAACCUCCCCUUCUUUGGCUCUGGCCGUGAUCAGAGUGAAUGCUAGUAAUUUCGACACAACUACCUUUGCUGCCCAAGACCCUGCACAUCUUCAGGUUUCUCUGGAAACGCGGGCUCCUGAGACCAGUAUUGGUGUUAUUACUCUGCCUUCAUCACUGAUGAGUAAUUUACCAGCUAAUGAUGUGGAGCUCGCUUCCAGGGUUCAGUUCAACUUCUUUGAAACACCUGCCCUGUUUCAGGACCCUGCCCUGGAGAACCUCUCUCUGAUCAGCUACGUCAUAUCGUCCAGUGUGGCAAAUCUGACUGUCAAGAACUUGACAAGAAACGUGACGGUUACCUUAAAGCACAUCAAGCCAAGCCAGGAUGACUUAACCGCGAGAUGUGUAUUUUGGGACUUGGGCAGAAAUGGUGGCAGAGGAGGCUGGUCAUCGGAUGGCUGCUCUGUUAAAGACAGGAAGCAGAAUGAAACCAUCUGUACGUGCAGCCACCUUACGAGCUUUGGCAUCCUACUGGACCUAUCUCGAACAUCGUUGCCACCUUCUCAGAUGAUGGCUCUGACGUUUAUCACAUAUAUUGGUUGUGGGCUUUCAUCAAUUUUUCUGUCAGUUACUCUGGUAACCUACUUAGCCUUUGAAAAGAUUCGGAGGGAUUAUCCUUCCAAAAUCCUCAUCCAGCUGUGUGCAGCUCUGCUCCUGCUGAACCUGGUAUUUCUCCUGGACUCAUGGAUAGCUCUGUAUGACAUGCGAGGCCUCUGCAUCUCGGUGGCUGUAUUUCUGCAUUAUUUUCUCUUGGUCUCAUUCACAUGGAUGGGCCUGGAAGCAUUCCAUAUGUACCUGGCCCUUGUGAAAGUGUUUAAUACUUAUAUCCGGAAAUACAUCCUUAAAUUCUGCGUUGUUGGUUGGGGGCUACCAGCUGUGGUCGUGACCAUCAUCCUGGCUAUAUCCCCAAAUAACUAUGGCCUUGGGUCCUACGGGAAAUUCCCCAAUGGCUCACCCGAUGACUUUUGCUGGAUCAACAGCAAUGCUGUAUUCUAUAUUACAGUUGUGGGAUAUUUCUGUUUGAUAUUUUUGCUGAACGUCAGCAUGUUCAUUGUGGUCCUGGUUCAGCUCUGUCGAAUUAAAAAGAAGAAACAACUGGGAGCCCAGCGGAAAACCAGUAUUCAAGACCUCAGGAGCGUCGCCGGCCUUACGUUUUUACUGGGCAUUACUUGGGGCUUUGCCUUCUUUGCCUGGGGACCAGUUAACGUCACUUUCAUGUAUCUCUUCGCAAUCUUUAACACCUUACAAGGAUUUUUCAUAUUCAUCUUUUACUGUGUAGCAAAAGAGAACGUCAGAAAGCAAUGGAGGCGGUAUCUUUGUUGUGGAAAGUUACGGCUGGCUGAAAAUUCUGACUGGAGUAAAACUGCUACUAAUGGUUUAAAGAAGCAGACUGUAAACCAAGGAGUGUCCAGCUCUUCAAAUUCCUUACAGUCAAACAGUAACUCCACGCACUCCACCACGCUGCUGGUGAAUAACGAUUGCUCAGGCCUUGCGAGCGGGAACGGGAAUGCUUCAACAGACAAGAAUGGUGUUUCUUUCAGUGUUCAGAAUGGAGAUGUGUGCCUUCAUGAUUUCACUGGGAAGCAGCACAUGUUUACCGAGAAAGAAGAUUCGUGCAAUGGUAAAGGCCGUAUCGCUCUCAGAAGGACUUCAAAGCGGGGAAGCUUACACUUUAUUGAGCAAAUGUGAUUCCUUUUUCUAAAAUCAAAGCAUGAUGCUUGACAGUGAAAAUGUCCAAUUUUACCUUUUACACAAUGUGAGAUGUAUGAAAAUCAACUAAUUUUAUACUCAGCAACCUCUGGAGGAACAUAUGCUAAUUGAGGGCAAUGGUUAUUGGAAGAGGAAACCCAAGACGUUAUACAUGGUUUUUAGACAUUUGCUGUCUGGUUUUUUUUAUCCUUCAUUUUAAAAGAAGAUUGGGUUUAAACAACACAGUAAGAAUAAGACUCGUUUAAAAUCAAAGUAGUUCAUUUCUAGCCACAUUUUAAAGAGGCUGAAUCAUCUAUGAUAAGGUCCUAUAAAGCAAC
Neomonachus schauinslandi (Hawaiian monk seal) is the source of this 3401-nucleotide messenger RNA. RefSeq names its product adhesion G protein-coupled receptor G2 (gene ADGRG2). Gene Ontology annotation, biological process: cell surface receptor signaling pathway; adenylate cyclase-activating G protein-coupled receptor signaling pathway. Lineage: Eukaryota; Metazoa; Chordata; Mammalia; Carnivora; Phocidae. The transcript has 27 exons. Gene Ontology annotation, cellular component: membrane. Gene Ontology annotation, molecular function: G protein-coupled receptor activity. The coding region runs from base 1 to 3063 and encodes 1020 amino acids. The record is from RefSeq and is a predicted model, not a curated record.